GGGGAGCGAGCGAGCGAGCUCGGGCUGGACUCGAGUCGGCUCGGGCGGCACCGGACGGAGCGAGGGGAGGAGGCGGAGGAGGAGGAGAGCCGAGCGGCGGGGGCGGCCGGGCCACAAACGCGGGCGGGCGGGCGGGCGCGGACCGGAAGAAGGAGGGGGCGACCGGGCCGGCGGGGGGUCCCCGAGCCCCGCCGUCGCGGGCGAGGAGGGGGCGGCUGGCUGGCUGGCGGGGGGGCCGGUCAUGGCGGAGCCCAGCCCCGAAGAUCCGCCUCCGAACCUCAAGCCGGAGACGCAGCCCCCCGAGAAGCGGCGCCGGACCAUCGAGGACUUCAACAAAUUCUGCAGCUUCGUCCUGGCCUACGCCGGCUACAUCCCGCCCCCCGCCAAGGAGGAGAACGACUGGACACCCUCUGGCUCAAACUCCCCCAUCCGUCAGGAGAGUGCGGCGGACAGCGAUGGCUGGGAGUCCACCCACUCAGACCUGCACACCAUUGAGACCUUUGUGAAGAAGGCCAAGUCUUCGAAGAAGAAGGCGGCUUUCCGCCGCCUCAAGUCAGACAGCUCCCUGCUGGAGAAAAUGAAACUGAAGGACUCCCUUUUCGACUUGGACCCGGUGGGCAAGCAGCCGCUCCCACUGGCGGGGCCCAAAGCGGGCGCGGAGAGGAAGAAGGACAAGAGGAACCGCAAAGCUGCCCUGGAGGCCGGGGGGCCCAAACGCAGCCGGGGGGACCCAGGGGGGGAGAAGCGCUCGCGCAUCAAAAAGAGCAAGAAGAGGAAGUUGAAAAAGGCGGAGCGCUCUGAGAAGAAGCAUAAAGCUUCGCUGAGCGAGACGGACUCGGAGGAGGAGGCGGCGGCAGCAGUGGUGGUGAUGCCUCUGGCCGGGGGGCCGGCUCUGCGGCCAGGCAGAGAGGAGGAGGGGGCAGCCACCGCACUGAUGAGCGCGCCGGCCCCCCCGGAGCUCUUGGCGGCUGGCUUCCCCAUUAAGGGUGAGGACACAGAAGGGAAGGAGGGCAUCAGCACGGAGACCAGCCAAGACGGAGACGGCAGUUCCAGCGAAGGGGAGAUGCGAGUGAUGGACGAGGACAUCAUGGUGGAGUCAGGGGACGAUUCGUGGGACCUCAUCACAUGUUACUGCCAGAAGCCAUUUGCUGGCCGACCCAUGAUUGAGUGCAACCAGUGCGGCACCUGGAUCCACCUCUCGUGCGCCAAGAUCAAGAAGACCAACGUUCCCGACAUCUUCUAUUGCCAGAAGUGUAAAGAAGGGUCUCGAAAGCAGCUCCCCCCGUUGCUCCCAGCAGCAGCUCCUGGGGCUGCAGCGGCCAUCGCAUCCAGGGGAGGUGGGGAGACCUAGCCUGUCAGGGGAUGGUGGCUUUAAACCAGACUUCCACCCCAGAGGGACGAAAGACUGGGCGGGGUGGGGCGUCUGUUCUGGAUUGGUAUCCACACGAGCCUUGGUUCAUCAGGGCAUUUGGGCUGGUGAUAGAUCCAGUGUUGAAUGGGAUGGGGUCGUACCCUCACAAAAUCUGCAGAUACUAUCUGGCAGUUACAUGCCUUUCACCUCAGCAACCCCCCCUCCCCCCGAUCCUGGCUCACCUCCCUGUUCUUGGAAGGCAUUGCCAGGCUGAAACCAGUGAGGAGAAUGAAACUGGCCAACCAAGAGGUUCCUAUUUUGUACCUUGGGGUGCGCAAAAUGUUGCAAGGAGAGAAGACAGUAGAAGAGCAGGGGUUAGAAGCGUCUUCAUUUUUCUUCUAGCUCUUUCCGUGCAAAGUUCACUUGUAAAUAGACAGGAAGCAAAGGUUAGGUUCACACACACACCCCACCCUACACUGGGAUUUUGUCUGUUUCAUGUUGGAAAGCUUUUUGUACAACCCCCCCCCCCCCCCCCCCCCCCGUUAAACUCUUUAAAGUAUUUGUCUCAUUCCUCCAGAGACAGGGUUCUUUCUAAGGCACGAGGUGUGCCUCCUGUAAUACACUUAGUUACUAGUUGCAAAAGGAGGAGGGGUUCAGGCAAAAAUAUUACUUAUUUUUAUUAAUCUUUGGGGGGGGGUUGCUCGAUGCCCUGAAAUUUGAUUUUUUUUUAAAAAGGCUCCUGAGGAAGGUUAGGGAAGGAGACAGGAGAGGGGAAAACUGAGUGACAAGAAUUAACCCCUGCAAAGAUAUUGGGGUGUGUGUGUGUGUGAGAAAUAAUCCGGCGGGGGCCAUGCUCUCGAAAUAAGAAGGGGCAACACUUAAAGAGUGUUUUCUGACUUGCCAAUUCUGGAAGAGCAGGGAGGUUAAGUAUUUGGGUUCAGACACGGAGCCAGGCAGCUUUGCAGCAAACGGAGACCGCAGAGCUGCCGCUCUGGAUUGGCAGGCUCCCCACACCAGGCUAGCCCCUGCCCCUUCUGAUGAUGCCCUCCCAGCCGACGGCCCUGCUUGAGGUUAGUCUUUUGAUGGGUGUGGGGGGAGAGGAUUGUUUUUGAGGUCCAAACCCCUGAUCCACGUGUGCUCGGAUAUUCAUAACGGUGUACAUGGCAGAGUUUUUGAAUGUAAAUAAAAGAUGUGGACCCUU
Sphaerodactylus townsendi is the source of this 2552-nucleotide messenger RNA. It is a transcript of the gene PHF23, whose product is annotated as PHD finger protein 23. The coding region runs from base 242 to 1351 and encodes 369 amino acids. The transcript has 5 exons. Gene Ontology annotation, biological process: negative regulation of autophagosome maturation; positive regulation of protein ubiquitination; negative regulation of autophagosome assembly. Lineage: Eukaryota; Metazoa; Chordata; Lepidosauria; Squamata; Sphaerodactylidae. The record is from RefSeq and is a predicted model, not a curated record.